AUGUCAGACCCACUGCCGCCGCUCAUCACGCUCGAGGAACACUUCAUCGCCCCGGACCUCUUCUCCGAGCUCUCCGACAUCUACGGCGAACAGCUCAAGUACCUCCCGGACGUCGCCGCCCGCCUGCAGGACGUCGGGCCCCUCCGCCUGUCCGACAUGGACGCCAACCGUAUCGCGCUCCAGGUCGUCUCUCACGGCCCCGGCCUGGCGUCGCGACCGCCGGCGCUCAGCCGCCUCGCCAACGACACCCUCGCGCGCGCCGUGCGCGACAACCCAUCCCGCCUGGCCGGGUUUGCCGUGCUUCCGAUGGCCGACCCCGAGGCCGCGGCCGCGGAGCUCCGGCGGUGCGUGCGGGACCUCGGCUUCGUCGGCGCCCUGGUGGACGCCCACCUCGACGGCACUCACUACGACGAUAGGCGAUUCUGGCCCGUCUUCGCCGCGGCGGCUGAGCUCGAUGUGCCCAUCUACCUGCACCCGACCUUCCCGUCGGCGGGCCAGGCGGCGGCCUACGGGGGCGCCUAUGAACCCGGCGCUGCGCGGAGCCUCGGGACCAGCGGGUUCGGCUGGCACCAGGAGACAGGACUCGGGGUGCUGAAGCUCUUCGCGGCGGGGCUGUUUGACGCGGUGCCGGGGCUAAAGCUUAUCAUCGGGCACUUUGGCGAGAUGCUGCCGUUCAUGAAGGAGCGCGUCGACAAGCUCUCGGUGCGAUGGGGCGCGCGGGAGCGGCUGUGGCGGCAGGUCUGGGAGGAGAACAUCUGGGUCACGACGAGCGGGGUAUGGGGUCUCGCGCCGAUGGCCUGCUUGCUGCAGAACACGCGCGUCGACCGCAUCCUGUACAGCGUCGACUACCCCUUUGAGAAGAACGAGAACGGGACGGCGUGGGUGCGGGAGCUGCGGGACAGCGGCAUGGUCAAGCCGGAGGAGCUCGAGAUGAUUGCCUACCGGAACGCCGAGAGCCUCCUGCGGGUCAGGGCGCCGGAUGCUGCCGGUGGGUGGAAGCAGUCAUGA
Molecule: messenger RNA, 1008 nt
Organism: Colletotrichum higginsianum IMI 349063
Lineage: Eukaryota; Fungi; Ascomycota; Sordariomycetes; Glomerellales; Glomerellaceae
Product: amidohydrolase 2
Exons: 1
Coding region: 1-1008 (335 amino acids)
Biological process (GO): secondary metabolic process
Cellular component (GO): cytosol; cytoplasm
Molecular function (GO): carboxy-lyase activity; hydrolase activity
Source: RefSeq, a predicted model, not a curated record